Messenger RNA from Lasiosphaeria miniovina, 1168 nucleotides. RefSeq lists its product as uncharacterized. The record is from RefSeq and is a predicted model, not a curated record. The transcript has a single exon. NCBI's taxonomy places the organism in Eukaryota, Fungi, Ascomycota, Sordariomycetes, Sordariales, Lasiosphaeriaceae. Bases 269 to 694 code for a protein of 141 amino acids.
GGGGCAGCCGCCGUCUGCAAAGGCCACGAGGUGCCGCACAAUAGCAGCCGCCGACAGCGCAAGAAAGGCGCCAAGCUUCGAGUCUGUCUGCUCGUCCUGGGACCUUCCGGGUCGGGCAAGUCGACCUUCAUGUCCGCGCCGCGCGGGCUGAGACAGGACGCCGACAUCGUCAGCCAUGGCAUCGAGUCACGUAGGUGCCGUUCCCUCUCCGCCUAGUUAAUUAACAGACUGGGCACGAGCCGACAGAAAAAUCAACAGACACCUCAGUAUGCACACCCCGUGCCGCCUCGACAGGUAUGCCACCGAGUUCAUCCUCGUAGACACGCCGGGCUUCAACGACACGAACCGCGACGACCUCGACAUCCUGCGCGCCGUCGCCAACUUCAUCGCUUCCAGCCCGGCAAUCGAUAUCCCGCCCGUAGCCGGCGUCGUCCUGACGCACAAUAUCACGCAGAACCGCGUCACGGGCUCAGCCCGCCUCAACCUCGCCGUGCUCAAGGCGCUCGUCCAAGAGGAGCGCGCCAGGCUGCAUGAUGAUCAGGCGCGCCAUGCUGGCGUUGCCGGGCAGGGGCAGACUCGGAGUCCCGCUCGGAAUUUGCUGGUGUGCGACGACGCGAAAUACCGGGAAUCGAGCCCAUCGGAAGACACUCGAGGCGUUGGCGGCGACAGAUAUCUAGACUACCGCGGAAGAUGAAGACUUGGCUAGCGGAAAAAUCGACCGCCCACAAAGACAGGCCGCUCGCGGAAGGCUUGAUCAAGUGGAAAGUCUGGCGUUGUUCGUGUACAGUACACGAAGAUAGCCCGGUUUCUUGAUAAGCUGUAAUGCCUGGUUUGAUGGCCAGAUACUAAUUAAGUCCGGGGUUAGAAUUAGAGUCCCAGGCUUCUCCUGUCUUUAGACAUUGGAGUUCUAGUUCUUGUUUGUAGAGACAUGUUGCAAAUGGGAUAUGGUAGGGAAUCACCAGGACCAAAUAGAGCUAGAGGUCAGACAAUAGGGGUCCAGGGGGUUCCGCCUUCGCCAAGGAACCCGGCGGGCCGGGCAAGUGACAGACGUGAUCUAUCUUUACAUAUCCACCCGCGCAGCCCAAGUCCAACAAGCUUCCGCUGUCGCACAAACGACUUGAGGAACAACAAGAUCAAUCGGGUACGGUGUAACGGUAACAUCAGUGAC